AUGGGAUUCGAAGCCUGUUCUCUACUCGUUAGUACUAUUUCAUGUAACAUGGAGUUGACAUUCAUGUUUAGCAUAUGUGUUCUCAUUCUCUCCCUCUUUUUCCUCCGUUCUUUUCUCAAAUUCUGUGCCUCCGGUCACCGGAAACUUCCUCUUCCACCUGGCUCUAUGGGUUGGCCUUAUAUUGGAGAAACAUUUCAACUCUAUUCCCAAAACCCAAAUGUCUUCUUUGCUUCCAAAGUGAAAAAGUUUGGUUCUAUAUUAAAGACUCACAUAUUGGGUUGUCCUUGCGUGAUGAUUUCAAGCCCGGAGGCUGCGAAAUUAGUGCUUGUGACAAAGGCCAAUCUCUUCAAACCAACAUUUCCGGCUAGUAAAGAGAGGAUGUUGGGCAAACAAGCAAUUUUCUUCCACCAAGGAGAGUACCACACCAAGUUGAGGAAGCUAGUUCUGAGAGCAUUCAUGCCCGAGGGAAUCAAAAGCAUCGUUUCGGAUAUCGAAUCAAUCGCUAUCAACUCUCUACAGUCAUGGGAAGGCCAGUUAAUCACCACCUACCAAGAAAUGAAGACAUACACAUUCAAUGUUGCAUUACUUUCCAUAUUUGGAAAGGAUGAAGUCCUCUACAGAGAAGAUCUCAAGAGAUGCUACUACAUUCUAGAGAAGGGGUACAAUUCAAUGCCCAUUAACCUUCCGGGGACACUCUUCAACAAGGCCAUGAAAGCAAGAAAGGAGUUAGCUCAGAUCUUGGCCAAAAUCCUCUCACUUAGGAGGGAAAUGAAACACUAUCACAAUGAUUUGCUUGGAUCUUUCAUGGGUGACAAAGAAGGCCUCACCGACGAACAAAUAGCCGAUAACAUCAUCGGUGUCAUCUUCGCAGCUCGUGACACGACGGCCAGUGUCCUAACAUGGAUCGUCAAGUACCUCGCUGAAAAUCCAGCCGUCCUACAAGCUGUCACUGAAGAGCAAGAGGCCAUAAUGAGAACAAAGGAGUGUGUUGAAGAGAAGGUUCUGACUUGGGAAGAUACUAAGAAGAUGCCAUUAACUUCAAGGGUGAUUCAAGAAACACUCAGAGUGGCUUCAAUCUUAUCUUUUACUUUCAGAGAAGCUGUAGAAGAUGUUGAAUUUGAAGGGUACCAUAUACCAAAAGGAUGGAAAGUCUUACCACUCUUUAGAAACAUUCACCAUAGCCCAGACAAUUUUGCUGAGCCUGAGAAGUUUGAUCCAUCAAGAUUUGAGGUUGCUCCAAAACCCAAUACAUUCAUGCCAUUUGGCAGUGGGACCCACUCAUGUCCUGGGAAUGAGUUGGCCAAACUGGAGAUUUUG
Molecule: messenger RNA, 1317 nt
Organism: Ilex paraguariensis (yerba mate)
Lineage: Eukaryota; Viridiplantae; Streptophyta; Magnoliopsida; Aquifoliales; Aquifoliaceae
Source: the annotation of a GenBank genome assembly